UUCGACUAUCCCUCGCUCUCAUUUUAGAUGUGGCUGAUACUGCUGCUGCUUCCUUAUUGCUCAUUGAAUAAUUUUUGAGCAUUGAUUUCUGCGGUCAUCAAAACUCUAAUUCAUCUUUCACCAUGAACUGUUCAAUUUCGGGCGAGGUUCCGGAGGAGCCCGUCGUCUCGAUUAAAUCCGGCUUGCUCUACGAGAAACGCUUAAUCGAGCGACACAUUUCGGAUUAUGGGAAGUGUCCGGUUACAGGGGAGGAACUAACUAUGGACGAUGUUGUGCCAGUCAAAACCGGCAAGAUUGUGAAACCCAGAUCUUUAACAGCAGCCAGCAUUCCUGGGAUGCUUGGAAUGUUUCAGAAUGAAUGGGAUGCUUUAAUGCUAUCCAAUUUUGCAUUGGAGCAGCAGCUUCAUACUGCCAGGCAAGAGCUAAGUCAUGCACUCUACCAGCAUGAUGCUGCCUGCCGUGUGAUUGCAAGACUCAAAAAGGAAAGAGAUGAAGCCAGAUCAUUACUUGCACAGGCUGAGAGGCAGGUACCCUUGCCUGCAUCAGCAGCUACUGCCAAUGUUUCUGCUCUCAGCAAUGGAAAACGAGGUGCAGAGAGUGAAGAUGUGGGCCCUGGUGGAAAGAGAAUGCGUCCUGGGGUUUCUGAUAGUAUUAUUGCUGAGUUAACAGAAUGUAAUGCAGCUCUGUCACAACAGCGUAAAAAGCGACAGAUACCUUCAACAUUGGCUCCCAUUGAUGCUUUGGAGAGGUAUACCCAACUAUCUAGUCAUCCUCUUCACAAGACUAACAAACCUGGGAUCACUUCAAUUGAUAUCAAUCUUUCAAAGGACAUUGUUGCCACUGGAGGUGUUGAUUCAAAUGCUGUACUCUUUAAUAGAACAUCUGGAGAGAUUUUAUCAACACUCAGUGGCCAUUCUAAGAAGGUUACUAGCGUAAAAUUUGUAGCUCCAAAUGAUGUAUUUUUAAGUGGUUCAGCAGAUAAGACUGUUCGCAUUUGGCAAAGGUCUGAAGAAGGAAACUAUGAUUGCAGGCAUAUUUUGAAGGAUCAUACAGCUGAGGUGCAAGCUGUUACAGUCCAUGCCACAAAUAACUACUUCGUAACUGCAUCGCUUGACACAACGUGGUGUUUUUAUGAUCUUUCCUCUGGUUUAUGCUUGACCCAGGUUGAAGAUCCUUCAAAUUCCAUGGGCUAUGCAUCUGCAGCUUUUCAUCCUGAUGGUCUCAUUCUUGGGACGGGCACCACUGGAGCUACUGUGAGAAUUUGGGACGUCAAGAGUCGGGGAAAUGUUGCUAACUUUGAUGGACACACUGGAGCUGUAACGGCCAUAUCUUUCUCGGAAAAUGGUUACUUCCUUGCAACUGCUGCACAUGAUGGUGUUAAGUUGUGGGAUCUACGCAAAUUGAAGAACUUCCGAUCUUUUGAAUUAUAUGAUCAAGACACACCAACUAACUCCGUGGAUUUCGACCAUAGUGGGAGUUACCUUGCAAUUGCUGGCUCAGAUAUACGAGUUUACCAAGUUGGCAGCGUAAAAGCUGAAUGGAAUUGCAUCAAAACUUUACCUGAUUUGUCUGGCACAGGUAGAGCAACUUCCGUCAAAUUCGGUCUAGAUGCAAAGUACUUGGCAGUGGGGUCAAUGGAUCGCAACCUUCGGAUAUUCGGCCUUCCUGAAGAUGACGCUUCAACGGAAUCAUAAAAACAUCCCAUCUGUUUUUCAUAUAGGGUAAGUAACAGUUGGGUCUGAGGACUUUGGUAGUUGCGACCACCCCUUUCAUGGUUGAAGCAAAACCGUAAGACCGUUGCAAUCGUUUAGUUUUGUGCGUCUGUUCUGUUCCCGAAUUUACCAUUGUGGGCAUCCCUCCGGCUAUAUAUGCACUACUGUAUCAUUUAAAUGUGUUUGAAGAAAUGAAAGCUAGUCAAGACAUGUUAGAGACAA
Molecule: messenger RNA, 1934 nt
Organism: Hibiscus syriacus
Lineage: Eukaryota; Viridiplantae; Streptophyta; Magnoliopsida; Malvales; Malvaceae
Product: pre-mRNA-processing factor 19 homolog 1-like
Exons: 18
Coding region: 123-1694 (523 amino acids)
Biological process (GO): DNA repair; protein ubiquitination; mRNA splicing, via spliceosome
Cellular component (GO): cytoplasm; Prp19 complex; U2-type catalytic step 1 spliceosome
Molecular function (GO): ubiquitin protein ligase activity; protein binding
Source: RefSeq, a predicted model, not a curated record